This is a messenger RNA of Ostertagia ostertagi, 1107 nucleotides long. The record is from the annotation of a GenBank genome assembly. NCBI's taxonomy places the organism in Eukaryota, Metazoa, Nematoda, Chromadorea, Rhabditida, Trichostrongylidae.
GUGUGUGUUUCUGUUGACUUGACCCAACCGCUCUCUGAAUCUGAUCCUAAUACGAACCUAACGCCAUACCUAUUGUGUUCCUAUUUUGAGGGGUUUUCCACGUCGGUGUCACGGUUUCCCACGGUCAGGCCACCCAUGUAUCUUGACUAUCCUGACAGUUCAAACAUGAGAGACCGCAAGAAAGCACCACCUUUCCACGAGAGUGAGCUGAAGUUGCUCAUGCAACUGUACUGCGAUUCUUACGAAGAGUAUCAUGGACGUGGGCGAGAAAACGGAAAAAAUGGCGGCCAGUCCGAUAAGAAGAAUUUAUUACGACGUUUCGCUAAAGAGGUUUCAAACCUUGGAUUUUAUCAGCGUACCGAGAAACAGAUUGAAGAACGUUUACGAGCUGACUGUAAACGUGUUCGCAAGCAUGAGCGAGCACGAAGUCAUGAAGGACAAGAGGCGGUGCUAAACAGUCUGCCAACAUACCUACAUCAAUUGUAUGAAUGCCGCAAAAACAAGGCCAACGGUUCCGGUUUAUUGGGUUUGUAUAAAGAUGAUGACUAUGACCUCAAUGAAGAAGAUACACCUAGCACAUGGAACAAGGUUGAGGUUAUCACCCCUCGUGAAGGCACACCUGCGGCUGAGCAGUCGUCUGGUGAAGGACUUCGCAUGGAAAUAGAAGACCUUAUCGAGGAAUCGACCGCCACAUCGACGACAACUCCUCUAACAAAAAAAUUGCCACGAAAACUCGCCAAAGCAAUGAGGAUGAGAGAGUCUCCGAGUUCAUCCAUGGAUCAACGAUCAGUGUUGUAUGAGGAAGAAAUCAAGCUGUCAAUGCUACGACAACAGUUGGCACUUGAAGAAUUAAAGUUGCUGGUGAUUAAAAACGAUCUUGCUCGAGCUCAACUAGAAAGGGAAACGAUAGCCACAGAACGAGAACGCUUUGAACUGGAACGAGCCAAGCAUGAACAAUAUGCAGAAGAGCUGAAACUAUUCUCAUUACAACAAGACCUGGCUCGAGCUCAGCUGGAAAAAGAGAUGAUUGCAUUGGAACGUGAACGACUUAAAUUGGAGAGGGAGAAAAAGCAAUUUGCCAACCAAGAUGGUGAGAUUCCGUCCUGA